GAUAUUGAUGCCAAUCAAUAUCGAUAACCAUUGGAUGCUGCUGGCAGCUAAUAUGAAGAAAAAAACAGUUGCCAUUUUAAAUUCAACCGGGGAAACUCCCCAUGUACAUACGUACAUAAACUACUGGAGAACAUUCAUGCGCCAAAGAGCAACCAAAUUAGAGAAACAGCUACGUGCGUGGAAGCCGGUGACAUAUCCUGUAAGUGCACAAAAAGAUGGGAGAAGCUGCGGCAUAUUUGUCCUAAUGAAUGCGGAGGCACUUUUGGCAGGCGUUCCGCCUAUCGUCAUGCGCCAAGUGCAUGUUGAUAUGUACAGGGAUUACGUGAAAAAUAGCAUUAUGAUGGAAGAUGCAAGGAAACCAUCCUCCAAAUGCUGUGCAGAAAAAUGUAAGCACCCCAAGGGCAAGUCGCACUGGAUUCAGUGCGACAACUGCCAAUGCUGGUCACACUUCAGUUGUGUUGACAUUAAAAUUAAAAAACAGCCAAAAACAUUUUAUUGUUUUGUGUGCACUAACCGUGGUUGUCAAUUUUAACUUUGUUCUAUUUCUCGUCGCUGUGUCUUCCCUUUCUCCAUUCGUGUUUUACUUUUUGUCUUGUUUUCUCUUGGAAGUUUUUGAUAUUUUUGUAAUGACUUUUUUAUGCUCUUAAAUUUUAAAUUGUUGUUUUAAAUACCGUCAUUUAUAUUGCCUCUUUUUUGUAAAUUGUUUAUGUUUCCUUCUGAGAUACAAAU
Molecule: messenger RNA, 729 nt
Organism: Anneissia japonica
Lineage: Eukaryota; Metazoa; Echinodermata; Crinoidea; Comatulida; Comatulidae
Exons: 3
Coding region: 8-532 (174 amino acids)
Biological process (GO): proteolysis
Molecular function (GO): cysteine-type peptidase activity
Source: RefSeq, a predicted model, not a curated record